Molecule: messenger RNA, 1893 nt
Organism: Closterium sp. Naga37s-1
Lineage: Eukaryota; Viridiplantae; Streptophyta; Zygnematophyceae; Desmidiales; Closteriaceae
Source: the annotation of a GenBank genome assembly
AUGGGCGCGGCGGAGGAAUACGAGGAGCACGGCGGUGGCGACGGCUCGGCGGAGGAGAACGGAAGCGCCGCGGACGGCGGCGGCGGCGACGGCGGCGCGAUGGAGCGCGAGGAGAUGCAGCUGUACUCGGAGGCGUCCGCGUUUCAAGGCGCCGCGGUGGUGGCGAUGAUCGAGCGGCACGACGAGGAUAUCGGCGAAGAGCAGAAGAUUCUCGAAAUCACGAUGGAGGAUGGGGUUACCAUGUCGCUCGCGCUCGACUCGGGCGAACGGCGGCUUAACGAACUUGGUUACCGGCAGGAGCUGAAGCGUUCUCUGCAUUUUCCGCAGCUGUACGCGACGGGCAUCAGCAUGAUGAGCGUGUUCGCGGGGGUGGUCCCCAUGUAUGCACAAGGGUUCAACGAUGGCGGCCCAGCAGGGCUGAUCUGGUACUGGUGGAUCACAGCUGUUGCAGUGCACCUCAUCGCUCUCAGCAUGGCCGAAAUCUCCUCCUCCUUUCCAACAGCUGGCUCGCUCUAUUUCUGGGCGGCAGCACUGGCAGGGCCGAAGUGGGGCCCACUGGCCUCAUUCAUCACGGGGUGGAUGGAUUUUCUGGGCUUGGCUGUGUGUGGAGCCAACCCGUAUUCCUUCCUCAUCACUCUCCUCGUCUCCCAGUACUCCCUCUACGGCUACGACUGCGUGGCGCAUCUCGCAGAAGAGACAAAAAAGGCCGACCGGACGGCGCCACUCGCAAUCAUGUCCUCUCUGACUACAGUGACUGUCCUGGCGUGGCUGCUCGUGGUGGUGCUGACGUGGAGCAUCCAGGAUCCAGCUCAUCUGUUUGCGGCGGAGAGCGCGACAGGUGGCAUGCAACCAGUGGUGCAGAUCAUGUGGGACGUGUUUUACACUCGCUACGGCUCUGGGUUGGGAGCGCAGGUCUUCACGGUCGUCAUCUGCAUCUCUUUCUUCGGAGCCACUCUCUCAUGCCAACUUGGGGCAUCCCGUGUGGCCUACGCCCUGGCUAGGGACGGCGGCCUACCCUUCUCAUCCCUCUGGCGGCGCCUGGCCCCCAAUCGAGUGCCAGUAUGGGCACUGACACUCUCUGUGCUGGUCGGGCUGCUCUUCCUGCUGCCCGUGCUCGCCUCCUCCACGCUCUUCUUCGCCCUCGCUUCCAUCUCCACCAUUGCUUGGAUCUCCGCCUACUCCGUCCCCAUCCUCUUCCGCACUGUGCAAGAAGAAAAGAAUUUUCCGCCCGGCCCCUUCUACCUGCCCAACUACAUCGGGUUCACUGCCGGAAAGUUGGUCCACGUGGUUGCUCUGUUGUGGGUGCUCUACACCCUCGUCGUCAAGAAGGACGAGGAUGCUGGGGAUGGUGGGGAUGGUGGAGCUUACGUCAGCAAGGAGGAGCUCGUGUCGGUGAUGGAGUGGAAGCUGACACGUGGCAAGUGGCGCCCUCGUCUCCUCGAUUUCAUCAAGCAGCUCGACCCCACUGCAGUCCAAACUGCAUCGUCCCGAGCCUUCGCUGCUCUGGCGCCAUACACCCUUACCACGCCUGGAGGUUCGGAAUCAGCUUCGGAAGCACGUUCCGAAGCAGGUGUUGAAGCGAGCCUGAAGGCAGCAGUAACGGAGCUGUCAUCGCUCAAGGGGGUUGGAGCAGCGACGGCAUCUGCAGUGCUGGCUGCGUUGGCCCCUCAAGUAGCUCCAUUCAUGUCAGACGAGGCCAUGGUUGCGGCGCUGGGGGACAGCAAGGACUACUCGCUUCGCCGCUACCUCGUUUUUGCAAAGGCCAUGCGGGAAAAAGCAUCGGAAUUGAAUCAACUCGCCGACAAAGGCGCACAGGCAGGAGCUACAGAUUCUUCUUCAGUUGAAGCAGAAGUGCAAGCAGAGCAAAAUUUUGCCGGUCUAGCGGCGGUGUGA